Lotus japonicus is the source of this 984-nucleotide messenger RNA. RefSeq lists its product as uncharacterized. The transcript has a single exon. Gene Ontology annotation, molecular function: catalytic activity. The record is from RefSeq and is a predicted model, not a curated record. Bases 1 to 984 code for a protein of 327 amino acids. NCBI's taxonomy places the organism in Eukaryota, Viridiplantae, Streptophyta, Magnoliopsida, Fabales, Fabaceae.
AUGACAUUGGCACUCACUCGAGGCGCGGAAGGUUUCUCUGGUGGCAUUUGGAUCUUCUGGUCCAAGAGUUGGGGAUCAGUUGAGGUAUUGUCUUCCCACCGUCAGCUGGUCCACGUUCGUGUUACUCCCCGGAGUGGCCAACCGUCCUUUUCAGCUUCGUUUGUGUAUGGGAGCCCUAACAUGAAAACUGUAGGUUUCGAUGACUGUUUCGUGGUUGAAGCGGAAGGUUUCUCUGGUGGCAUUUGGAUCUUCUGGUCCAAGAGUUGGGGAUCAGUUGAGGUAUUGUCUUCCCACCGUCAGCUGGUCCACGUUCGUGUUACUCCCCGGAGUGGCCAACCGUCCUUUUCAGCUUCGUUUGUGUAUGGGAGCCCUAACACUUCCAUCCGUGAGUUUCUUUGGCGGGAACUGCGUCGGAUUGCCUCUCAGAUAACAGAGCCUUGGAUCGUCAUGGGAGAUUUCAACUCCUACAUGAAUGCUUCUGACAAAGUGGGAGGUGCUCCCCCUAAUUUGUUGUCCAUGAGUAAGUUUAGAGACUGUAUUGAGGAAUGCUCUCUUUCUGAUCUUGGGUUCAAGGGUCCUCCCUUUACCUGGGAGGGUAGAGGUGUUAAAGAGAGGAUUGACUGGUCUUUAGGGAAUGCUCACUGGCUUGCGUCUUUCCCAGAGGCUUCAGUUCUUCACCUUCCUAAGCUUAAAUCAGAUCAUAAACCUAUGCUUCUUCAACUUUGUAAGCCCCAGGAAGAUAUGACUAUUCGCCCUUUUAGGUUCCUUGCAGCGUGGCUAACUCAUGAGGAUUUUCCUCGUCUCGUGGAAUCCUCUUGGAACAAUCAUGAAGCUUGGACUCCUGCUUCAGACAAGUUGAGGGAGGAAGUGACUUCCUGGAAUAAACAUGUAUUUGGUGAGAUUGGUAGGAAAAAGAGACAACUCGUGAAAAGUUUAGAGGGGAUUAACAACCUCCUUCGCAGACUCCAAGGUAGUAAAUUAUGA